Molecule: messenger RNA, 1278 nt
Organism: Chara braunii
Lineage: Eukaryota; Viridiplantae; Streptophyta; Charophyceae; Charales; Characeae
Source: the annotation of a GenBank genome assembly
GCCAACAGUGAAGAUCGACGACGAAUUGCAAUACGUGGCGCAGCACUCCGGGCGAGGGAUGGAGAUGGAAGGGGAGCUACAACGUGAAGCACUUCAACUACAGGAUAAGCUCUUUUAUAAUGAAGACGAAGUCUCGCUUACAGAAGAUUCUGAAGGUGAGCAAGACGAUGAUCAUGAAGCACGAGGGAUAGAGAUGGAAGACAAGCUACAGCAUGAAGCACUUCGACUACAGGAUAAGCUCUACAAUAAUGAAGACGAAGUCUCGCUUACAAAAGAUUUUGAAGAUGGGGAUGGAGAGAGGGAAUAUGCCGCUGAUGACACUGGUGAGUGGGAGGUUGGGGAUGAGUGUGUAGAUGGCAAUGGAGAGGGGGAAUAUUCCACUGAUGACGUGGCUGAGUGGAAAGAGGAGUGGGGACUAUUGGCAAUGGUGGAAAUGGUGGCAGCGGCAGCGGCAGCGGCGACGGCAAGAGUAACAACAACAAUAAUGGAGGUGGAGCAGGGAUUGGAAGAAGGGAGGCAAGGAAUGGGCGGGAUAGGCGAGACGGGCGGGAUAGUUGACAACAACAAUGAUAAUAACAUCAUUGACAACAAUAACAAUAAUAACCUCAACAAUGGUGGCGAGCGGCAAACGGGUGAACUGGGUGGGAUAAACGUGAAGGAGGAUAACAACAACAACAACAAUAACAACAACAACAACAACAACAAUGGCGACACCAACGCAAUGGAGGAGAGGGGAGAGAACGUUGACAACAACAACAACAACAACAACAACAACAACAACAACAAUAACAACAACAACAACAACAACAACAACAACGAGAUGGUAGAGAUGGGUGAGGAUGUUGACAACAACAACAGUAACAAUAAAAAUGACGGAGAGCAGGGAUUGGGGGAAAAGGGUGCGGUGGGUGAGAAGGACGACAUAGACAACAACAACGAUGGCGAUAUCAACAACAACAAUAAGAAGAAGAAGAAGAAUAGCCACGACGAUGGAGAAAGUGACAACCACGGAGGUAGCGGGGCAGAGAGCCUGAGCGGUGCUUCUGCAGCCUUGAUCCUUAUCAACAUCAUGAGACAGAUGUCGUCAAAAGGGCAGUGGAGGGGAUCUCGUAGCUUGUUGCGGAUGGCGAAGUGGGGCUUGAGGUUGAAGGUACGAUUUGGUACUGUUCCCCCCCACCCUUACUCGGUGUUUUUCCAUGAUGAAUCGUCUCUUUUUCUCUGGCACCGGGUGGGGAUAGGAUAGAUGAUCUUGCGAUGAUUAGGAUUGGUUGCCUCUAG